Molecule: messenger RNA, 1431 nt
Organism: Cetraspora pellucida
Lineage: Eukaryota; Fungi; Glomeromycota; Glomeromycetes; Diversisporales; Gigasporaceae
Source: the annotation of a GenBank genome assembly
AUGUCACAAAAGAAUAAACUUAUUAAUGAUCCUAUCCAUGGGUAUAUGUCAUUUGAAAAGUGGGCGAUAGAAGUUAUAGAUACACCACAUUUCCAAAGAUUGCGAGAUAUUAAACAAUUAGGAACUACUUAUUAUGUUUUUCCAAGUGCGAGUCAUAAUCGUUUUGAACAUAGUUUAGGAACAGCACACCUUGCUUACACCUUAACCAAAAGAUUACAAGAACAAUCGGGUGUCGAGAAAUCGGACCAUGAUCUCGAAUGUGUGACUUUAGCUGCCUUGUGUCAUGAUUUGGGACAUGGACCAUAUAGUCACGUGUUUGAUAGCAUCGUUAUUCCGUACCUAAAACCAUCAUCUAAAUGGAAACAUGAAAAAGGAUCCGAAAUGAUGGUUGAACAUCUUUUUGAAAAACUUGAAUCGUAUUCUAUCGAUUUAAGCUCGGAUGAUGUGAAAUACAUCCAGGCACUUAUUAAAGGUGAUUCAACUGGAAUAUCUCCAUACCUAUUUGAUAUCGUUUCCAAUGAACGUAACUCUGUGGAUGUUGACAAAUUUGAUUACCUCGCACGAGAUUGUUACCAGUUAGGAAUGAAAUCAUUAUUUGACUUUUCACGAUUGAUGCAGUUCUCUCGCGUCAUGGAUGAUCAAAUAGUCUACUAUCAUAAAGAAUGCUUUAACAUUUAUGAAAUGUUUCACACGCGAUAUUCUUUACACAAGAAAGUAUAUAGCCAUCGCGUUAGCGGAGCAAUUGAUUAUAUGAUAAGAGAUGCGCUUGUGGAAGCAAAUUCAUCUCUCAAAAUUGCAGAUGCAAUCGAAAAUGCGGAAGAAUAUAUCCAAUUGAGUGAUUCUAUUUUGAACAAAAUCGAAUAUUCAAAUUUGGAGGGAUUGACCAAAUCAAAAGAAAUCAUUAAACAGCUUAGACGAAGGAAAUUAUACAAAUUUGUUGAUGAGUGUUUAAUCCCGAAAGACAAGAAAGAUGAUAUGAUGAAAGCGAUCAAUGAGCGUGAAAUUAUUAGCUAUCGAAAUGGCAAUGUAUCUUUACAUGAGGAUGAUGUGAUUGUUGAUUGGAAAACACUCAAUUAUGCAAAAAAAGAUGAAAAUCCAGUGGAUGCCGUUAAAUUUUAUAAUGAUGGCGAUAGUACGUUUCCUGUUCCUCGUUCGAAGGUUAGCUAUCUUUUCCCUGUACAAUAUGAAGAAUACAUAGUUCGCAUAUUUGCACGCAAACCAGACAAGGUAAUAUCAAUCGACAUUUGUUGUUUAAUUGUUUCAUCACGAGUGACUAUUGAUCAAUCAACAUUUGUAAAAAAAAAAAACAAAAAGGUCGAAGCAAUUCAAGGUGCUUUUCGGGAGCUGGCGAAAAAAUUAGGUCUAGAACCAAGUCAGGGAUUUUUAAAGUCCGGCUCCAGGAAACGACGUUUUUCCGAGGAAAACCCCUGA